Molecule: messenger RNA, 3586 nt
Organism: Folsomia candida
Lineage: Eukaryota; Metazoa; Arthropoda; Collembola; Entomobryomorpha; Isotomidae
Gene: Hsf
Product: heat shock factor protein
Exons: 15
Coding region: 336-2357 (673 amino acids)
Biological process (GO): regulation of DNA-templated transcription
Molecular function (GO): sequence-specific DNA binding; DNA-binding transcription factor activity
Source: RefSeq, a predicted model, not a curated record
AAGUGCAAGUUAUUUGGUGGUGCUGCACUCACCAACACCUGACGUCGACGACAACAAGUUAUACACACACAGAAAAUAAAAUAAAGCUCACAACAAUUAGCAAGUUAUAUUUCCAUUAUUAUUGUACAUGGCUGUAACUCUAAUUGUUGCUCAAAGCUGAAUCGCACCAGACUAACUGACCUCACAUUAGUUGACCUGAUCACCUACCCACCACUUCACACUGUACGGACACAAAGGAGCCGGGACGACCUUCAACCUUGAAAAAAGUGUGUUUAAAAGUAAACAGGAAAGUUGAGGAAGAGAGAAAGAACGACUCGGACCAAUCAAGGGCGAUUAUGCACACCUUAGUAGAGAUGAAUGCGGGGAAUGGCGGAGGUCAAGGGGCACAUGUGCCUGCUUUCCUCGCCAAAUUGUGGAAACUCGUUGACGACCCGGUCACUAAUGAUCUGAUUUACUGGAGUGAGGUAAGUCCUUACAGAUCUCUGCCUGGUAACAGCUUUGUGAUUCGAAACCAAGCCAAAUUCUCCAGAGAGUUACUCCCACUUUACUACAAGCACAACAACAUGGCUAGUUUCGUACGACAGUUGAAUAUGUACGGUUUCCAUAAAGUGGUCUCCGUGGAACAGGGUGGACUCAAAUUAGAAAAGGACGAGAUGGAAUUUGCUCAUCCCUUCUUUCUCAGGGGAAAUGAGGCUUCCUUGGAGCUCAUCAAGAGAAAGAUUCCAGCUCCAAAACAUGAUGACACGCGUCGUCCGGAUAAUUUCCAAAAGGUGCUGCUGGAUGUGAGGCAGAUGAAGGGCCGUCAAGAAAAUAUGGACACUAAACUGCUCACUAUCAAACGUGAGAAUGAGGCUUUGUGGAGAGAACUCGCAACACUUCGUCAAAAACAUGCCAACCAGACGACGAUUCUAAGCAAGAUUUUACAGUUCCUGGUGGGCGUCAUGUCUUCUCGAAAUCACAGGCUGGGUUUCAAAAGGCGCAGCAUGCCCCUCAUGCUGAAUGAUACUGACGAAACAAAGCCGAAGACUCGUCGGCGUAAUGAGGUUGAGGGACAAGUCCAAGUUCAAACUGCAUCAGGGCCUGUUAUUCAUGACGUGACUGAACUUUUCGAAGAUUCCGACGGUGGGGUGGGUGAGGACUAUGACAGCGGAGGUGAAGGCUGCAACCCACAAGUUGACUCACCCCUCGCACCCGAAUCCAUAUUGGGUUUGGCUAGUAAUCAUCUGGAAACUGCUGCAGCGGAACUAUUGUCCGCAGAUCCCAAUGGUCGUCAACGGACCAACAGGUCGCUGCAAGCCGUUCCUAGUAGUAGUAGUAGCAGCAGUGCCGGAAAAGAGAAAGUUAGUCGAAAACGGGUCCCACAGACUCCUACUACAUCAGUUGUUGAAAUGAGCAAGCCGACCAGCGUGGCACAACCAAACCAUCAAGUCGCUAUCGAGGAGUCUGAAGAAAACAGCGGAGAUGGUUUCUUAGAACCAACUGGAGAAACGACGUACUACAUCACGGGAGCCAAUGGUGAACCCCUGAAAGUUUGUCUGACAAUUCCGGAAGUUACGACGACUCAAGGCUCGCAUGACCUUGUUCUGCCAAUCGCAACGACAACAAGUAGUGGAAACAUGCCAGUUGGAAUGGAAUUGAUGGUGACACCACAACAACAGCAACAACAAUUUGUGGAACCCACUGCUAGCGCCACAGCUUCAAGAAAUAUGAGUCCACAAUACAACCUGAAAAGAAACAAUACUAUUGCCAAGAAAGAGGAUUUGGAUGCCCACUUGGAUGACAUGCAACUGGGGUUGGACAAUUUGCGUGACAUUUUGAAGAGCGACGAGUACAAGAUGGACACGUCGACUCUGCUUGGGGUAAGCAGCUGGCCGAGUGGUGCCUCGUCACUUUCAGACCCUCUUCUGCAGCUCUUUGGAGAUGGUGAACUGAAUUUGGAUUUUUCAAAAUUAAACGAUGGGAAUGACGGAGGGGUGGGCACGAGUAGUUCCUCCUCCGGACAGGAAUUGGUCUCUUACAACCCGAGCUUGUUUGAACUCACGGAGGACGAUUCUCAUUUCUUUGACGAUUCCAGCAACAUGUUUCUCGACGAUGAACUUCAGAGCAUGUUGACCACAGAUAGAGAAAAAUUGAAGCAGUCUACCACCCAGGAGAAGCAAGGCUUCAGCUCGAGCUCCAACCUUUCGACGAACGGAGAAGAUAUUGCCAACAAUGUGGUCGUGGCUCAUGGAUCUCAGAUCAUCAGGAACAACAGCGGAUUGACAACCCCCACGACAUCAUCCUCACCCACUGUACUUCAACCCCAAACCCCAUCCCCCGCUGUGCCCACCGGGGCUGGGAGGAGGAAGAGAAAGUGAAUUCAACAGAGUGAACCACUCGGCAUGAACUUUUAAGAUAGAUUUUCAAGUUUAAAAUAUAUUUAUAAUUUCACUUCCUUCCUUCCUUCCAUCCUUUGGUUAUUAUGGUAUUUUAUACAGUUAGAGGACUUAAUGUUUAACAUAUAUUAUAAAUAUAUUUAUAUAUAUUUAUUUAUAUAUAUUAAAUAUAUAUAUAUAUGUAAACUGUAUGUAAACUUUUUAAAGUUGUAUAUUAUCCAAAUUAUCACCUUGCGGGAUAGAUUAAUAUAUUACAAUUGGUUUAUUCGUUGCUUCUGAGAGGUGCUGCAUUUUAAGCAGAUUGUAGUUUGAAGAAAUUUAUCAUGUUUUGGAGUAGUGUGUUGAUUGGCAUCUUUGCCAAGAUUCAAAUUGUUUAAAAUUAUCAAAUUAAGUAGCAUGAUGUUUAGGUCAAUAGUUGUUUCAAAUUUGUUAGAGAUAGUUGCCACUAAACAAAUGAACAAGACGAGCGAGAUCGUCUUUAAUUAAUUGUCAUCGCUUUCUAAGAUGAUAUUUCCUAUUAACAAUCCAUCAUAAAUUUUAAGAUGUUUAAAUCUAUAGUAAUGUCUUGUUAGUCUAACUCAGCGCCUGGUUAUUCAUAAUACGGUACGGACCACGCAAGGCUGAAUUUGAACAGAGUUGUACAUUUUUAGAUACAUUAGAAAAAGGAUCUUGGUAUAUACACACAUUUAGAAGUGUAGUCCCGAAUCUAUAGACUAAUCUAUACACUCUAAUCUAACAGACGAUUCUAACUGUUAAACUCUAAAAUCACAAAACAUUUUACAUAGUUCCACAUCAAUCGAAUGUAUUUGAAUUUGAAUGUAUUACUACAAUUUAAAGGUUGUACAUGCAUAUUUUAAAGCAAAUCUAGACUAAUCAGUACUUGCGUCUGAUCGAUAUAUAACCUUAAUUAGUAUGAAAUUAGUUAUUGUUUGCCCUAUCAUGAUCAUGUUUUAUGAUACCAAAACGACUUGUUAACGUUAGUACCUCCUCCUGAUCAAAUAACAAGGUGUGAAAUGUGCGCUUGAGAAUGGUGUCCUUCCAGAAAGAGCAAAUGUGUCGUUGAGAUAUAAUCGUGUAGCCAAAUAGCUCCUUGGGUAUGAGAUAAAUGAUUAAAUAAUUCUUGUGUAGUCAUGUUAGUCCUCCCCCGCACUGAUUCCAAAAGGAAUCAAAGAUAUUUUAAUAAAUUACACAAAGACUAUACCAACUAAGCA